GCGGAUGAAAUAAAGUAAUUUUAGUGGCUAAUGUGAACUUUACUAGAAAUUCAAGUGAUCAAACUUGCAUGGAAAUUAGAAAACAUAAAGGGAAUAAAAAAGACAAGGAGGAAACUUCUAUAUCACCCGCCGGUGACCCAAACAUUCCCAAAACGCCAAAAGCCUACGUCACCACUUCUUCUUCUUCUUCUUUCACCUCCUGUAUUUUUCUUUUCGUCCUGCACCAUUUGUUUUUCUUUUCUCUGAAGAGUCCAGUUCAAGGCCUACAGAAAAAGAAUUGCUCUUUUUACUCUGUUUCACGCCCAUCUCGUCCCUUCCCUUUUCCCCACCCAUUUUUUUCGGCUUCCAAACAGCUUCUUCACUCAUUCAUUCCCACUUAAGAUAUCCCCUGCCUCAGCCAUCUGAAAAGUGAAAAACAAAUUUGUUUGUUGUUUCCCGGAAAAAGAAGGCUGAAUAUUAAAUGCCACUCUACCUAUUACCCAUUUUCUUCACUGCAGACUGAAAUGCCGCUGCCGUUCUUCCUAGAUCCGGCUACGACCGGUACACUUUGAAAGUUUCUCAGCGCUUGACCAUUCUAGUGUUGUCCACUAAAGAACCGACAGAUUUGUAGGGGGAAAUGGGAGUUCUGACCGAGAAAUGGUGCUUCUGUAAAGGAGUGGGGAAGUCGGAGAGAAUGCAGGCCGCCAUUUUCUCCGGCAAGGGUUCGGCCAUGGCCAGGAUCUCCGGUGGAGCUGGGACUCAAGUUCCCGGGACUGGGUUCUUAAUCCACAGGAAUCUCCUAUUGACUACUCAUGUUAAUAUUCCCUCUGUCACUGCCGCCGAGAGCUUGGAGAUCCGCAUCCACAACGGCGUCGCCGCAACCCUAGCCCCCCACAGGUUUUUCAUCACAAGUUCUGUGUUGGACCUUACCAUAGUUGGUUUAGAUGCUGCUGCGGAUGGAGACUCCAACGGCCAAGGGCAGCUGCAGCAGCACCAGCCUCAUUUCUUGAAGACCUGUCCUAAACCAAACCUAGAUCUAGGCAGCGUCGUUUACUUCCUGGGUUACUUGGAGAAAGAAGAGUUAUCUGUUGGCGAGGGAAAAGUCGUCAUUGCUACUGAUAACUUGGUAAAACUCUCCACUGAUGGCAUAACGUGGCGCCCUGGUUCUGCUGGGUUUGAUGCACAGGGCAACCUUUCGUUCAUGAUAUGCGACCCCAUGAAAUUGGCCACAUCUCCAAACACUAACAAAUCUUCUUCAACUUCAUCUUCGUCAUCAUCAUCAUGCAACAAGAGAGAUUCUCCUAAGCAAUUUGGUAUCCCCAUUCCCAUCAUAUGCGAUUGGUUGAACCAACAUUGGGAAGGAAGCUUGGACGAGCUAACCAAACCGAAGCUGCCCAUUAUCAGAUUGAUGUCUGCUGGCCAGAAGAGUGAGCAUUCAUGUACAUCGUUCUCACUUCGCCAAGUCUUCAAGUCUCCAGAAGCUGAACAGGAUAAAACUCCAGCAGUAGCAUCAUCAUCAUCAUCCAAAAACGUGGCUGCAGCAAGCACUGGCAAUGGCAAUGAAGAAAACACCAACACUUCUUCUGAUCCCAAUGCUACUGCUGCACAUGUGCAGGGAAUCCCUACACCUGAAAUAUAUGAAUCAGCAAGGCUGACUGCCUUUCCUGUUCGAAAGAAAGAAACUGGGCACAAACAGCUUCUUGAUAUUAAUUUCCCUCCCAAGAUUGCCAAAGCUGACAGAAAGUUGCUGCCUAGUAACUGUGAUGAGAAGAGCUAUGUUGGUCAAUCUUCUCCAAACGGACAUUCUAGUCCUGAAGCUGAGAUCUCAUCUACAGGUUCGGUGAAUGGGGGAAAGAGUGAAGUUCAGUCGAGUUCCUCUCCUGUGGAGGGCCCGGAAUUGCAUAAUAAUAACAAUAGUAAUACAGGAUAUAGUAGUGAGGGAGAAACUACAAUGUACUCAGCAGAGACUGCAGAGAGCCGGAAUUACACGAGUCCUCGAGAAGGUAAGUUUCAGCAAGUCGGGAGGAGUCAGAGUUGUGUGAGCUACAAUAGAUGGACAACAACUGUGCAAAGGAAACCAAUGCCUCGUAGGACAAUGCUAGAGCAGCAGAGGAGCUUUAUUCAUGGAAGGAAGAUGUCGUCUCAAGGGGCGACUUCCCAGAGGAGUAAUGACUACUUUAGCCCUACGGUGUCCUCGGUUAUGAAGAAUAGAACCAGUGCAGAGCCGCCAGUUAGGCAGAGAAAGCCACAAGGUCCUGCUGUUACUGUUCACUCUUCUCCUAGGUGGAUGUUUUGAUACGUUAUGAUGUGUAACAACAUAGUUGCAUGUUUGUGCAGUUCCGAAAUCUUUCACCAUAAAUGAGAAAAUCCAGGCAGGGUUGUUGUUUUGCCAGGCUAAUUAAUUUUAUCUCUGCCUGUGCACAACUCUUGUCAACUCUUGUUAUAUUCAAAUCCCUUGUGCACCCUGGUGGA
Molecule: messenger RNA, 2451 nt
Organism: Linum tenue
Lineage: Eukaryota; Viridiplantae; Streptophyta; Magnoliopsida; Malpighiales; Linaceae
Source: the annotation of a GenBank genome assembly